UUGUUUCUACCAUUCUUAGCUAAGUUUUCUAUAGCCAAGGGCUAGAGCAAUGACUCGAUUCUAAGUCGUUAGAAUCGAAAAGAGCUUCAUACUCUCAAGGGUUACAUUUUCAGUUUUCAGAAAUCAAUGAUCGAUUCAUUUCAAAAAGUACACGUUGGAAUUGAAUUUUGGUUUCGAUUAACAGUUGGGAGGAAUGAUCGGCUUGUGGCACAUUCGUCUUCUUGUGAACACACUUAGCGGCGGUCAACUAAGGAAAACUGAAAUCGGGUUAGAUUCUCAUGAGACGAUAGAAUCCGAGUCGGGUUUUUCCAGAAUUUGAAGGUGUUGAAUUAAUAAGAUAUUGCCGCUAUUAACUCACAAAGAGUCGAGAUCUGAAAAUUGAUUUUAGAUUCUCGAAUCAUUUGAGAGAAAAACAAGUUAUAGGGAUUGGACCCUAUAGACUGUAACCGGCGUGAGCCCGAAGGUAAAAUCCAAUUUGAGGAUCGAUUUAAAUCAAGGCAAAAACUUAUCCCAAAACUGAUUUUUACCAAUUGAAUUUUAUUUUCUUUAUUUACUAUAUUAUUUUAUUUCAAUCAAUUUUAUUAGUUUACUUUAAUUCUCCAAUACCCCCUUGAAGCCAGAUAAAAACCGAGGAAAUCGUCAAACUUCUAGUAUCUGUGAAUUGAUCUCUACUUUUAUUAUUCUACUUAUUCUUAUUCAUUUUAUUAUUUUGACAUGAUCUAAGCCUCGUCAAAUACUCAUUUAUGGUCUAUAACCCCAAAUUUGUUUCCUUGGAAAAUUGAUCUCUUUUGCUUUCUUUUUUCUAUGCUCAUAUACUUUGAUUCCUUAUAGUUUCUUUCUGGGCAUUGGGAGAUCUAUUUUCUGAUUUUGAACACCAUAUUCAGACAUCGUUUCCUAUUCAAACUUCAUCAUGUUGUCCUUACCUUCAACUUCAUCAUCUAUUUCUAGUAUUUCUAGAAAGAAAUAUGAUGUUUUCUUGAGUUUUAGAGGUCAAGAUACCCGCAGAAACUUCACAGAUCAUCUCUACGAUGCUCUGAAACGGAGUGGGAUUGUCACUUUCAUGGAUGAUCCAAAGCUGGAGAUAGCCGAAAAGAUCCCACCACAACUCUUCAGAGCCAUUCAACAAUCGUGGUGCUCGGUAAUCGUUUUUUCAGGAACCUAUGCCUCUUCAAGUUGGUGCUUGGAGGAGCUUGCCGAGAUUGUUAAACAGAGAAACGAGAAAGGACAUAAAGUAUUUUCAAUUUUCUACGAUGUGGAUCCGUCUGCAUUAAGAAAGCAGACAGGAAAAGUUGAAGAAGCAUUUGCCAAACAUGAAGAGAGAUACAAGGUAGAUAAAGAAAAGAUUCUAAGGUGGCGAAAUGCUUUGACUCAAGUGGCUAACAUCAAAGGAUGGCAUUUAAAUAACAGGCAUGAGUCGGGAUUUAUUGGAGACAUUGUUAGAAAAAUAUCAGCAAAAUUAUGUCAAACAUACCCAAUAGUCCAUGAUGAGUUGGUUGGUAUUAGUUCACGCUUGAAGGAGUUGUAUUCGAAAAUAGAGAUUGGAGAAGAUGACAUCCGCAUCAUAGGAAUUUGCGGAAUGGGUGGCAUCGGUAAAACAACUCUUGCAAGAGUUGUAUACGACCAAAUGUCAUCUCAUUUUGAAGGUAAAUGCUUCAUAGCUGACGUUCGGGAAGUCUCAGACAAAUUUGGACUCAUUUCUCUACAGAAACAAAUUCUUUUCCAGAUCUCGUCUGGUGAAGGCUUUGAAUUUUUCAAUGUUCAUGAAGGGAAUUCCAUACUUAGGCAUAGGUUGUCUCACAAAAAGGUCCUUCUUGUUAUUGAUGAUGUUGAUAAUUUACAACAUUUGAAAUGCUUGGUUGGAAGGCAUGAUUGGUUUGGUUUAGGGAGUAGAAUUAUUAUAACAACUAGAGAUGAACAUUUGUUGCGAUCCUACCAAGUGGAUGAUGUGUAUAUAUCAACAACAUUGAAUCCUGAAGAUGCAUCUCAUCUUUUCAAUUUGAAAGCUUUCGGUAGUGAAACAGUGUCAGAAAAUAAUUUGAUUAAGCUUUCUAAACAUGUUGUGCGUUAUGCUGGCGGUCUCCCCUUAGCUCUUGAAGUUUUGGGUUCUUUCUUGUGCGGUAGAGAUGUAGCUCAAUGGAGAAGUGCAAUCCAAAGACUUGAAAAUGAAUCUAACAAAGAAAUUAUUGACAGACUUCGAAUCAGCUUUGAUGGAUUGGAAGAAACUGAGAAGAAUAUAUUUCUAGAUAUAGCAUGUUUCUUCAAUGGGGAGGACAAAGAUUUUGUAAUGAAAGUAUUGGAUGGUUGUGAAUUUUUCCCGGAUAUUGGAAUCGAUGUUCUCAUUAAGAAGUCUCUACUAACAAUUAAUGAAAACAACAAAUUGUGGAUGCAUAACUUGCUACAAGAAAUGGGAAGAAAAAUUGUCCGGGAAAAAUCUAUUGAGGAACCUGGAAAUCGUUGUAGAUUGUGGGAGGAAAACGAUGUCUAUCAUGUGCUAACGAAAAACACGGCUACAGAAGUGAUUGAAGGCGUGAUCAUUGACAAUAAAAGGGAACCAAACAAGAUGCUCAAUUUGAAUGCCGGUGUUGUCUCGAAGACGACAAAAUUGAGAUUGCUGAGGGUACUUUGCCACUCAAAUUGUGAUGAAUUCAAAUAUCUUCCUAAUGAACUACGGCUCUUAGAUUGGAUGGGAUAUCCUUUAAGAUUUUUACCUCCAAGCUUCCAACCAGACAACCUUGUUGCACUUUUGUUACCAUACAGUCGCAUUCAGCAACUAUGGAAGGGAAAUAUACCGCUGUAUAAGUUGAAAGUGCUCAACCUCAAAGGGUCAGAAAACCUGAUCAAGACACCGGACUUUACAACAGCCCCAAAUCUGGAAAAUUUGAUAUUGGAGGGUUGUAUAAGAAUAGUAGAUGUUCAUCCAUCCAUCGGAGUUCUUUCGAGGCUCGAACUUUUGAAUUUAAGAAGCUGCACAAGUCUUAGGAAUCUUCCAACCAAAGUUGGAAUAGAAUCUCUUGAAACAUUAAUCCUAAAAGAUUGCAGAAACCUUAUUAGUCUCCCAAGCAGCAUAGGUGGGUGUAAAUGUCUAAAAACUCUUGAUCUUUCUGGCUGUUAUAAAGUUGAAAAUUUACCGGAGAAUUUGCAGCAAGUAGAGUUGUUGGAAGAGCUCGACUUAAGUGAAACAGCCAUAGUAAAACCGCCAUCCUUCAUUUUUCAACUUAAAAAUCUCAAAGUUUUGUCUUUGAAUAGGCUCAAGGGACCAUUAUCUAAGUUAGGACCAAAUCUACCUUCGAUUUUCCAGAUAUUCCAACUAGGAGUGACCAAGCCUGUGCCUCUGAUUUUACAUUCAUUGUCAGGUUUGAGUUCGUUAAGAGAGCUGAAACUAAAGAACUGCAAUCUUGGUGAAGGAGAUAUUCCUAGUGAUAUUUCUUGUUUAUCCUCUUUGGAAAAACUUGAGCUUGGCGGUAACAAUUUCAUCAGCGUACCUGUGUCUGGUACUGUAGUUUCCAGGCUUCAAUAUCUUGGAUUGUCAAACUGCAGGGAGCUUAAAUCGUUGGAUAAUCUUUUUGCUUAUCUUGAACUAUUUGCAACUCCAUUAAAGGUUUGUAAUGCAGCGGAUUGGACACAGUUUAGUGGUCUUCACUGCUACAGAUUAGUUGAGAAUAUCAAUGCACUAACAAUGCUGAAAAUCCAUCUUAAGGCACUUGAAUAUUUCGGAAAAAGUUAUGAUGCUAUACUACCUGGAAGUGGAAUUCCAAAAUGGUUCAGCCAUCAGGCAGUUAACUCUUCAAUCAAGAUACCUCUGCCUAACAAUAUUUGGAAUGAUAGUCAGUGGGUCGGAGUUGCUUUCUGCUGCGUUUUCGUCAAUGAUGAUGCUUCAAGGGAUGAGGAACUCACAUGUGAAGCUGUUAUCCAUCAUAGGAAAUCUGGACAAGCUGGUUCUGAUGGAUCUGUUUUCCAGGGUAGAAAUCAUCGACCUGUCGCAGGGGGCGGCUGGAUUUUUUCUAAAAAAUAUAACCAGCCCAUAAUAAAGGAUCACAUUUAUUUUUGUUAUUUGUCGUGUUGUCGAUUAUAUCCAUUUUCCUUGGAGGACAAAUGUAGUGAAAGUGAAACCGAGAAUUCAUCAUCAGAUUGCUCAAAUCAGGAAUUUGGUGAACUUCAAUUUUCAAUCAAAUCUGAUGAUUCCCGCAAAAGUGUUAAGGUGAAGAGAUGUGGGAUUCGGAUAGUGUAUCAGAAAGAUUUCGAAGAUAUCGUUGAACACAACGCCUCAGAUGGAUCAAUAGCUAAGGGUUCCCUUGCAAAGCGAAAACGAAAUGUUUACGAAGAGACAGAGGCCGGGCCAAAUUAAAAAAGGGCGGUAAAGUUUUUCAAUUUUAUGAUUGGUUGACCGAGGAAGAAACCUUAGUUACUGUCAAUUUAUUCACACAUUUUCAAUAAUUUUAGGAUGUUUAUAUUUAAUAUUUG
Hibiscus syriacus is the source of this 4461-nucleotide messenger RNA. RefSeq names its product TMV resistance protein N-like. Bases 911 to 4345 code for a protein of 1144 amino acids. The transcript has 6 exons. Gene Ontology annotation, biological process: defense response; signal transduction. Gene Ontology annotation, molecular function: ADP binding. The record is from RefSeq and is a predicted model, not a curated record. Lineage: Eukaryota; Viridiplantae; Streptophyta; Magnoliopsida; Malvales; Malvaceae.